ACAAUUUGAAAUUAUACGCUUUUGCCGCGUUUGAAUGGAAACUGAUUUCAAAUUUCUGCUGAUUCGAUAGAGCGCGUCGCAAAAUCUCGCGCUCUACAACGCUAAGGCUCAGUACGACUUUAAAAUGCUGUGGAGAAGCACAAUGCUAAAAGUACGUGCGCAAGAAUGGCCAGAACUGUGUCUAGUUCCCCAAUCUCAUUUUUUGUUUUGACAAUAGGUGAUCGAGUUACGUGCAAAUCACAACGCUUGUUCCUUGAUUCCCGCCGAGAGUGUUUGUGAGAGUGUUUGUGAGGAAUUUCCUUCCACCUGAGUUUUUUGCUUCAACUUCCAAUGCCUCAACCACCAAGGUACAGUUUAUCAUGACAUCAGAACACCCUAUUGACAGCAAGAAUUGGUAUGACGUGUACGAAAAAGCGAAUGAACGUGAAACGGAGCUCCCCCUGAUCACUGUGCAAGAGCUUGCGAGUCUACAAAGCGGAGGACAAGCUGGAAAAGAUUUCCUUGUCAUUGAUAACAUGAUACCCGGCGCCGUGAACUUUCCAGCGCAAUCUCUCCAUGUCAGCUUGGAAUCAUUGACAGUUGCACUAUCUCACAUACCCUUCUUUAUCUUCCAUUGUAGCAAGUCUGUAGGACGAGGGCCCCGCGCAGCUCGUUGGUUUGUAGAAGCUCUUCGAAAACAAGAGCGUGAUGGAAGUUUUGGCCGCGAAAAGCGCGUCGCUAUAUUACAAGGCGGUAUCCUGCGGUGGGAGGAGGUUUAUGGAAGCGGUAGCCUUAAGGCCAGAGGACAAGCAAAUGGCUUGAAAUCGAUUCAGUUGUAGUCCUUUUGUUUUCAUGACACCUUUUUCGUAGACAGUUCCUUCGACGUAUGCCUCCAAAAAAUAGUGAAAUGUUUAUAGAAUGGACAUACUAUGGAAGAUCCCCUAUUCAUAAUGACAGAUCGUAAAUGGCCUUGCUGAAUUGAUUAAACCUUAGAUGAAACCAUAACAAUCCAAUGCCCUCGCGGCUCAGCGUAAUUACAAAUUCGAAUUGCGAGAGCA
Meira miltonrushii is the source of this 1037-nucleotide messenger RNA. Its product is annotated as Rhodanese-like protein. The record is from RefSeq and is a predicted model, not a curated record. Gene Ontology annotation, molecular function: protein tyrosine phosphatase activity. Lineage: Eukaryota; Fungi; Basidiomycota; Exobasidiomycetes; Exobasidiales; Brachybasidiaceae. Bases 360 to 818 code for a protein of 152 amino acids. The transcript has 2 exons. Gene Ontology annotation, cellular component: cytoplasm; nucleus.